This is a messenger RNA of Zerene cesonia (dogface butterfly), 1587 nucleotides long. RefSeq lists its product as uncharacterized. The record is from RefSeq and is a predicted model, not a curated record. The coding region runs from base 208 to 1065 and encodes 285 amino acids. The transcript is spliced from 3 exons. Lineage: Eukaryota; Metazoa; Arthropoda; Insecta; Lepidoptera; Pieridae.
CCAGUCGUCGUUAUUGCGGUCUGUCAGUUUCAUUUUUACUAUUUUAUUGAAUGUUGUGUUUGUAUAAGAUCUGAUUGAAGCAGAGUAUUGUGUCUUACCGAAAAUUUAUAUAAAUUUCAUAGCAUUUAUUAUUUGUAUAUAAUAUGCAAACGAUUUAAAUGUAAUGGAGUGAUAUUUACAACAAGAUUCGCUGUUAUAUUUAGAACUAUGGCGCUUAGUUCAUUAGCGGAAGAAUAUUUCAGUACACUCAACCCGAUAGCAGCAAAAAUUCACGAGGAUAUUGUCGAAACGCGGAAUUCCUACGAAAACAUUUGGGACUCGCUUUCCGAGAAGGAAAAGGCGGAAAUAAUAAACGAAUCCAUUAUCAAGCCGGAAAUUGCGUUAAAGUACGCUCUGCUGGAUACUUUGGACUUCGAUAUCAAUGAUCCACCUGUACACAAAGACGAUCUGAUGUCGUUCUUUUGCCGUGAACAAGGCCUGAAGAUAAUACAUGACGAAAAUGGUUCAUACAGAGACGAAUACUCCGCACCGUUCCUAUAUCAAACGAAGAGUCAACUGAACUUGUGCAUUUUCAGUGAAAAUCGUAAAAAGAAGGACGUGCAAUGCGCAUCGCCGCCCCCUGUGAUGUCGGAAUUAGCUCUGUCCCACUCGAAAGUCGUUAAUGAACUUAAAAACGCCCUGAAGUCGCAUGACGUCUUAAAAAGUACAUAUAAAGAGAACAAAGACUCUAAUAGAGAUGUUGUGUCGCCGACGAGUUUUAUCAGCAAGUUUAUGGGUAAUUUUAAAGCGAAGGAUGAAGAAAGGGAGUGUUUAGUAGCUACUGGAGCUGGUCAAAUUGUUGCUUCGUCGGAUAACUUCUUCCGUACGAACUACAAGAGUCCGCAGAAUGAUAAAUAUGAGAAGGAUUAUAGAAGCAGUGUCGUGAAGUCCAGUAGUGAUCUAUCGGAAGAGAAUCGUGGCUUACUCUCCAGUCAGGCAUCAUCGGGCACCGAUUUCCACUCAACUGAAACCCUAACAGACUCAGCAUUGCCGAAGACUGGAUAUGAUUUCUUGGAUAACUGGUAAAUCUGGGUGAAAACAGCGCAUGUCGAGUGUUUUUAUUUAUCUGUGUUUAUUUCAAAACAGAACUAAGACUAUGGAAGUAAGACUAAACCUCUUUGUAUUCUAGUAUUUAAAUUAAACGGUUUUUUUAUGGUAACCUAACCUCACAUUUUACGCCUAUAUAAUACGACUCUUUGAAGUGAUAUUCCCAAACGAAGUAUGUUCUGAAGUAUACUCUUUUUUACUGACGUUGUAUCUCGAUCACUCCUUGGGGUUUUCAACCUAAUGUGAGACUUUAUAUGUUUGAUAGUAUAAUAUUGUAAGUAAUUCGUUGAUAUUUGGUCUCAUUUUAGAAUACCACUCGAGAUUCUUUAAUGGGACCAAAUAACAACAACAACCCCUCUAAUUUAAGUAGUAGAAUGCGCCCACUCAAUCUGCCUGCGCAGGCGCAAGCGUACACUAAGAGACUACUGCGUAUGCACAAAGCAAUAAUUUAUUUCAAAGCAAAUGUUUCUCGUGUGUAAUUGAAAUCUCAUCAAGAUCUGA